Messenger RNA from Racocetra fulgida, 440 nucleotides. The record is from the annotation of a GenBank genome assembly. Lineage: Eukaryota; Fungi; Glomeromycota; Glomeromycetes; Diversisporales; Gigasporaceae.
GUGAUGUGGAGACGAAUGCCAUAUCAUCUGGAAACAAAAAUGUAACAAAUGAAGCCAUUCCAACUGUGAUCAAAAGCAUCAGGACAGAUAAAGCGAAAAGAAAAGCCAUUCCAACUGUGAUCAAAAGCAUCAGGACAAAUAAAGCAAAAAGAAAAGCCAUUCCAACCGUGAAGAGUAGUAUGAACAGUAAUGAUAGGUCAAAUGUGACCAGUAAUGUUGAAAUUGAAGAUGGUGCGACUAGUAACGUCAAAAUUAAAAAAAAUGAAACACCGUCAAAUGGCGAUUUUAUUUUGCAAGUUCUUUACUUAAAAGGAGAAGCUCAAUGGUAUUACUUGCAAGAGCAAUCACCAACUAUGAUGAACCACCAGAAGGCAACACUAAUGACCCGCCAAGAGCAACUACAAAUGACUUGUCAGAAGCAUCCACCAAUGACCUGCUAG